GCUUUCUCGCGGCGCCAAAAUUCGAAGCCCCAAAUGAAUCUUCAUCUUCUUGCAAGAAAGGCGUCUUCCGGCGGAACAUCUCGUUAUUACUCUUCUGCCACUGCACUCGAUUCACCUCUCAGUCUCCUCCAUCUUCUUUACCUCUCAACUACCCACUAUUCUCUGCAUCUCGCCAAGCAAACCCAUGCCCGAAUCAUCUCUAUUGGGUUCACACAGAACCCGUUUUUAGCUACAAAACUCGUCUCUGCUUAUGCCGCUUUUGGUUAUGUAACAGGGUCUAAACUUGUUUUUGAGUUGAUGGAAGAUAAGAAUGUCUGCCUAUGGAACUCACUGAUUAAUGGGUACGCGAAAAAUGGUGCAAACUAUGAAGCUUUUGAUUUGUUUAACGGAAUGUGCAGAAGUAAUGUAUUGCCUGAUGAUUUUACACUUGCAACGGUGUCCAAAGUUGCUGGUGAGAUUGGGGACUUGAAUGUGGGGAAAUUGGUUCAUAGUAAGAGUAUACAAAGUGGGUCUGUUCUAGAUACGGUUGUUGCCAAUUCGCUAAUGUCAAUGUAUGGUAAAUGUGGGGAACUUGGUGAGACACGGAAACUGUUUGAUGAAAUACCAAGAAGAAAUGCGGGUUCUUGGAAUGCACUAAUUGCGGGAUAUGCAAACUCAGGGGAUUGUAGUUUACGUAAUGAUUUGUGGGAAAUUGUUAAAUGUAUGCAAAUUGAUGGGAUGAAACUUGAUGGAUUCACUAUAUCUAUGCUUUUGCCUUUGAGUGGCCUGGAGGAAACGGGGAAAUGGGAUUAUGGGAGGGAGCUUCACUGUUAUAUACUGAAGAAUGGAUUGGGUAUGGGUUGUGGUUCAGAUGUUCAUUUAGAUAGCUGUUUGAUUGAUAUGUAUUCAAGGAGUAAUAAAGUUGUAACUGGUAGAAAUGUUUUUGAUCGGAUGAAAUGCAGAAACGUUUAUGCUUGGACAGCAAUGAUCAAUGGUUAUGUGGACAAAGGAGAUUUGGAUGAAGCUCUGUCCCUUUUCCGUGACAUGCAGGUUAGAGAUGGCAUAGAACCCAAUAAAGUUUCACUUGUGAGUGUUCUUCCUGCUUGUAGUUCUCUUGCUGGUUUAAUGGCAGGGAAACAGAUUCAUGGAUAUGCAAUUAGAAAGGACAUGAAUCAUGAUGUGGCGUUGUACAAUGCUUUGAUUGAUAUGUAUUCCAAGUGUGGGAGUUUGAAUUGUGCUAAACAAAUUUUUUAUAAUAGUUUCUUUCUUAAAGAUGCCAUAUCCUGGAGUUCCAUGAUUAAUGCAUAUGGAUUGCACGGAAAGGGUGAAGAAGCUGUAUCUUUGUAUGAUCAGAUGCUUUGGCAAGGAAGCAAACCAGACAUGAUAACCCUAGUGGGGGUACUUUCAGCUUGUUGCCGAUCAGGAUUGGUAAAUGAAGGCCUUAGCAUAUAUAACUCAGUAAUAAAUAAAUACGGGAUAAAGCCAACGGCAGAGAUCUGUGCCUGUGUUGUUGACAUGCUAGGUCGAUCAGGACAACUUGAUAGAGCAUUGGAGUUUAUCAAGACAAUGUCUGUUGAACCUGGGCCAAGUGUGUGGGGAGCACUCAUUAAUGGUUCUGUAAUGCAUGGGAAUAUUGAGAUGCAGGAGCUUGCCUACAGUUUCCUUAUCCAGUUGGAACCUGAGAAUCCCUCAAACUAUAUCUCACUAUCGAAUUUACAUGCUUCUUCUAAAAGAUGGGAUGCUGUAGCCGAAUUGAGAAAAGUGAUGAAAGAAAAGGGUUUGAGAAAAACACCUGGAUGCAGUUGGAUUAGCAUUAAUGGCAAAACUCAUUGUUUUUCUGUUGCUGACAAAGCACAUCCUUAUGCGAAUCUAACUUAUCAGAUGCUGGAUGACUUAAUCUCCACAAUGAAGGGAGCUGGUCCUAUUGAUUUUGAAUAUUUUUGAAAUAAAUCACUAAAAUGUUGAUGGUUGA
Messenger RNA from Rubroshorea leprosula, 1951 nucleotides. Lineage: Eukaryota; Viridiplantae; Streptophyta; Magnoliopsida; Malvales; Dipterocarpaceae. The record is from the annotation of a GenBank genome assembly.